Molecule: messenger RNA, 2341 nt
Organism: Spea bombifrons (plains spadefoot toad)
Lineage: Eukaryota; Metazoa; Chordata; Amphibia; Anura; Pelobatidae
Gene: VPS52
Product: VPS52 subunit of GARP complex
Exons: 20
Coding region: 72-2150 (692 amino acids)
Biological process (GO): retrograde transport, endosome to Golgi; endocytic recycling; Golgi to vacuole transport
Cellular component (GO): GARP complex
Molecular function (GO): syntaxin binding
Source: RefSeq, a predicted model, not a curated record
GAUUGUAGUUCGUGUUGGAACCCGGAAGUGGGAUCGAGUCGGAGCAGUAACAGCGUCUAUCAGCUGGAGAGAUGGCCGGGAUGGAGGAUCUCACACUGAGUCUCGGGGAGCUCGAUCUGACCUCUGAUGACAUCACGAUGGACAACGUCGGCAUUCACAUUCAGGAGAAUUUAGAAGACGCUCUUGUUCAAGAAGCCCUGAAAACGGGCGUGGAUCUCCGGCAAUACUCCAAGCAGGUGGAGAUGGAGCUACAGCAGAUCGAACACGUCUCCAUCAAAGACUAUAUCGAGCAGAGCCAGAACAUCGCAUCCCUCCAUAACCAGAUCAUCGCAUGCGAUGCCAUCCUGGAGAGAAUGGGCCUCAUGCUCGGGGGUUUCCAGUCUGACCUCAGCUCCAUCAGCUCCGAGAUUCACACCUUGCAGGAGAUGUCGCUGGCGAUGAACGUCAAGCUGAAGAACAGACAGACGGUGAGAAGCGAGCUGAGCGAGCUGGUGGACGAGCUCAUCAUCCCCAACACGAUGAUCAGCGUUAUUUUGGACGUCGCCGUGACGGAUCAGCAGUUCGUAGAACAGUUACAGGAAUUAAAUAAUAAAAUAAAUUACGUGAAGGAGCAGGCGUUCAGAGACACCAAGGCCUGCGCCGACGUGCAGGAGACCCUCCACAAACUGAAGAUCAAGGCCGUGUCUAAAGUCCGUGAGUUUAUCCUGCAGAAAAUUUACUCCUUCCGUAAACCUAUGACCAAUUACCAGAUCCCGCAGAAUGCGCUGCUUAAACACAGGUUCUUCUAUCAGUUCCUCCUGGGGAACGAGCGGUCGGUGGCUCAGGAAAUCCAGGACGAGUACGUGGAGACGAUGAGCAAAGUAUACCUGUCCUACUUCAAAUCCUACACUAGCCGACUGAUGAAAGUGCAGUAUGAAGAAGUUGCUGAAAAAGAUGAUCUUAUGGGCAUUGAAGACACAGCUAAAAAAAGCUUCUUCUCAAAGCCAGCUUUGCGCAGCAAGAACACGGUGUUUACGGUUGGCAACAGAGCUGCGAUCAUCAGCCCGACCGAGCUGGAGGGACCCAUCAUCGUGCCUCACACCGCGCAGAGGAGCGACGUCCGAUACCCUUUCGAGUCUCUGUUCCGCAGCCAGCACUAUGCCCUGCUUGACAACAGCUGCCGGGAGUUCCUCUUCCUGUCGGACUUUUUUCUGGUGACCGGAUCUGCAGCCCAGGAGCUCUUCAACUCUGUGAUGGGAAGGAGCCUGGCCAUGUUCUUGAAGCACAUGGACUCUUAUGUGUCGGACUGUUAUGACAGCAUCGCCAUUUUCCUCUGUAUUCACAUCGUGCUGAGGUUUAAAGGCAUCGCUCAAAGACGGGAAAUCCCUGCCGUGGACAAGUACUGGGACGCGGUCUUAGACAUGCUGUGGCCGAGAUUCCAGUACAUUCUGGAGUUAAAUAUCCAGAGCAUCCGAAAUACAGAUCCUCAGAAGCUGGGAACCCUCGAUACAAGACCGCACUACAUAACCCGACGUUACGCGGAGUUCUCAUCGGCCAUUGUGAGCAUAAACCAAACGUUUCCAAAUGAAAAGACCAACGUCCUCCUCGGCCAGCUCCAGGUCGAGGUGGAGAAUUUUGUCCUGCGAAUGGCAGCGGAGUUUUCUGCCCGAAAGGAGCAGCUCGUAUUCCUGAUUAACAAUUACGAUAUGAUGCUCGGCGUCCUGAUGGAACGAGCGUCUUCAGACAGCAAAGAAGUGGAGAGCUUCCAGCAGCUGCUAUCGGCUCGGACUCAGGAGUUCAUAGAGGAGAUCCUCUCCCCUUCGUUCGGAGGAAUGAUUUCUUUCGUUAAGGAGUCGGAAUCUCUCAUGGAGAAGGGCCAGCAAGACCGCUUGCGGAGCGAAGAAGCACACGUGGCUCAGCUGGUCCGCGGAUUCUCCGCCACGUGGAAGCAAGCGGUGGAGACGCUGAGUCAGGACGUUAUGAGGUCUUUCACAAACUUCAAAAACGGGACAAGCAUUAUCCAGGGGGCGCUCACGCAGCUGAUCCAGUACUAUCACCGGUUUCAUAAAAUCCUCUCCCAGCCCCCUCUGCGGAAUCUGCCGGUUUGUUCAGAGUUAAUCAAUCUGCAUCAUCUGAUGGUCGAACUGAAGAAACACAAGCCGAACUUCUGAGCGGGCGCCGCAGCCGUAUCUGUAGUCAGCGGUGGAUGUAACACGGUGCGAGUCUCUCCCGCUCGUAGGACUUAAUGUACAUUUCUAUUUAUUGAGACAGACUUGGUUCUCCGGUCGCGUCCUAUUCUGCUUUUAGUGUAUAUGAUGAGUCUUGGUCUCUACCUUCAUAAAUAAAGUUUAUAAUCCUGCCA